Gymnodraco acuticeps is the source of this 953-nucleotide messenger RNA. Its product is annotated as venom prothrombin activator notecarin-D2-like. The record is from RefSeq and is a predicted model, not a curated record. Gene Ontology annotation, molecular function: serine-type endopeptidase activity. Gene Ontology annotation, biological process: proteolysis. Lineage: Eukaryota; Metazoa; Chordata; Actinopteri; Perciformes; Bathydraconidae.
AACACAACCUUGACGUGUUCGAGGGCACGGAGCAGCACACGCCUGUCUCCAUGGCGAUCCCGUACCCUGGUUACGUGGCGUUGUCAGGUGACGGUGACGUGGCGUUGCUUAGGCUCCGCCUCCCGGUGACUCCGAGUCCUCGAGUCGUUCCCGUCUGCCUGCCAACUCGAAGCUUCGCCGAACGGGAGCCUCUGCCGGUUCGACCACGUGGUGUCGGGGUGGGGGGGGCGCACCGUGGGGCGUAACCCCCCUCGCCCCCCCCUCCUCCACACCAUGAACGUUCCCAUCCUGCCGAACACUGAGUGUUCCCGACGCUCCGGGUUCAACUUCACGGACAACAUGCUGUGCGCAGGGUACCUGGAGGGACAGGCGGAAGGUUGCCGGGGACCGCUGGUCACACUGUACGGACACACCCACUUCCUGUCCGGCGUGGUGGGGUGGGGGCGGGGCUGCCAGCACCCCGGGUAUUAUGGGGUGUACGCCAAGAUGGCCAACUUCGUGGAGUGGGUGGAGGAGACCAUGAAGAACCCCCCCACUGAGACCCCGCCCAUCGGGAAGCACCUCGACAUGAUGCAGCAGAAACUGGUUUAAACCAUUAUCCACGGGUUUUAGGGGGGUCAUUUUACUCUGUUGUUGACAGUUACCACUUGUUCUUCGACUUGUUGACAGUUACGUGACGUGUUGACGGUUACCACUUGUUGUUGACAGUUACGUGACUUGUUGACGGUUACGCGACUUGUUGACGGUUACGCGACUUGUUGACGGUUACGCGACUUGUUGACGGUUACGCGACUUGUUGACGGUUACGUGACUUGUUGACGGUUACGUGACUUGUUGACGGUUACCACUUUAUUUCUACACCCCUCUUCUGUUCAGUCGUAAUAAAGCAUCAGGUUUUGGUCUCUAUUGAAUGUUGAUGAUUAGAAGCUGAAUAAAGUUUCUGAAGCAACGGA